Molecule: messenger RNA, 763 nt
Organism: Bombus pyrosoma
Lineage: Eukaryota; Metazoa; Arthropoda; Insecta; Hymenoptera; Apidae
Gene: CPR13
Product: flexible cuticle protein 12-like
Exons: 2
Coding region: 384-707 (107 amino acids)
Cellular component (GO): chitin-based extracellular matrix
Molecular function (GO): structural constituent of chitin-based larval cuticle
Source: RefSeq, a predicted model, not a curated record
CUGCAACAUUCUUUCAUCAUUUAAACUACACAGGUAAUAUAUGUAGCUUAAUUCAGUCGUAGUCAUCAAGUAUACAAAUAUAUUCAUUAUUUCUAUAAUUAGCCGUAACUUAUUUUAAAUCAGUUUUCCAAGGGAAUCUUCUAUAAAAUCUUAUAAAAAAUCAAGUCGCGAUCUUCGAUUUCGCCAAACCAACACACUUUUACAAUGAAGGUUGAGCAAUCAUAAGGUGCUAUUAACAGGAUUAGGAAAGGUGAAAGGUGAAUUUAUCGUGAAACCAUGCAAUUUUUGGCAGAAGGAGGGCCACUAUAAAAUUCGAGACGAUUCUCAGAACCGACAUCAGUCUUUCAAUCGGGACUAACCAAACAUACACAUCCAUCUUCAAAAUGAAAACCAUCAUUACUUUUGCCGCCUUUGUCGCUAUUGCUGUAGCAGUUCCUCUAAAAGGAUAUCCGGAAACAGUCGUCGUGAAAGAAACUCCUUCUGAUAACAUCGGUCUUGGCAGUUAUAACUACGGUUACCAACUUUCCGACGGACAAGUUAAACAGGAAUCUGCAGAAUUAGUCGAUGGUGGAUCUGAUGGACAAUUCCUGAAAGUUCAUGGCAGCUUCUCCUUUGUCGAUCCAAAUACCAAUGUUCCAUACACUGUGAACUACGUUGCCGACGAGAAUGGUUUCCAUCCACAGGGAGAACAUCUUCCCCAUGUUUAAAUGAUCAAAAUAUUUGACAUAUGGCAUUUACCAAUUAUCACACUCCAAGUACCAGC